Messenger RNA from Ochotona curzoniae (black-lipped pika), 10593 nucleotides. RefSeq names its product mitogen-activated protein kinase kinase kinase 9 (gene MAP3K9). Bases 129 to 3488 code for a protein of 1119 amino acids. Gene Ontology annotation, biological process: protein phosphorylation. Lineage: Eukaryota; Metazoa; Chordata; Mammalia; Lagomorpha; Ochotonidae. Gene Ontology annotation, molecular function: ATP binding; protein binding; JUN kinase kinase kinase activity. The record is from RefSeq and is a predicted model, not a curated record. The transcript has 13 exons.
CAACCCGGGCCCUACCUGCGGCCGUCGUCGUCGGGGGAGGGGGGUCCCUCUGCGGAGCCGCAUGAACAAUAGGCGGCGGCGGCUCCUGCGGGCGGCGGCAGCCCCGCACCCUAUGGAUCGGCCGCUCCAUGGAGCCCUCCAGAGCGCUUCUCGGCUGCCUGGCGAGCGCCGCCGCUGCCGCCCCGCCGGGAGAGGACGGCGCGGGGGCCGAGGAGGAGGAAGAAGAGGAGGAGGAAGCGGCGGCGGUGGUGGCGGCGGCCCCCGGGGAGCUGGGUUCGGACCCUCCGCUGCCUUACUGGACGGCAGUGUUCGAGUACGAGGCGGCGGGCGAGGACGAGCUGACCCUGCGGCUGGGCGACGUGGUGGAGGUGCUCUCCAAGGACUCGCAGGUGUCCGGCGACGAGGGCUGGUGGACCGGGCAGCUGAACCAGCGGGUGGGCAUCUUUCCCAGCAACUACGUGACCCCGCGCAGCGCCUUCUCCAGCCGCUGCCAGCCCGGCGGCGAGGACCCCGGUUGUUAUCCGCCUAUUCAGUUGUUAGAGAUUGACUUUGCGGAGCUGACUCUGGAAGAGAUCAUUGGCAUUGGGGGCUUCGGAAAGGUCUACCGUGCCUUCUGGAUCGGGGAUGAGGUGGCCGUGAAGGCUGCUCGCCACGACCCCGAUGAGGACAUCAGCCAGACCAUAGAGAACGUCCGUCAGGAGGCCAAGCUCUUCGCCAUGCUGAAGCACCCCAACAUCAUCGCCCUCAGGGGGGUGUGUCUGAAGGAACCCAACCUCUGCCUGGUGAUGGAGUUUGCCCGUGGAGGGCCUCUGAAUAGGGUGUUGUCUGGGAAGAGGAUUCCCCCGGACAUCCUGGUGAACUGGGCUGUGCAGAUCGCCAGAGGAAUGAACUACUUACACGACGAGGCCAUCGUCCCCAUCAUCCACCGAGACCUUAAGUCCAGCAACAUAUUGAUCCUUCAGAAGGUGGAAAAUGGAGACCUGAGCAACAAGAUUCUGAAGAUCACGGACUUUGGUCUGGCUCGGGAAUGGCACCGAACCACGAAGAUGAGUGCGGCAGGGACCUACGCUUGGAUGGCUCCAGAAGUCAUUCGCGCCUCCAUGUUUUCCAAAGGCAGUGACGUGUGGAGCUAUGGGGUGCUGCUUUGGGAGCUGCUGACCGGUGAGGUACCCUUCCGAGGCAUCGAUGGCUUGGCAGUGGCCUAUGGAGUGGCCAUGAACAAACUUGCUCUUCCUAUUCCUUCGACAUGCCCAGAGCCUUUCGCCAGGCUCAUGGAAGACUGCUGGAACCCCGAUCCCCAUUCACGACCAUCUUUCACAAGCAUCCUGGACCAGCUGACUACCAUCGAGGAGUCUGGUUUCUUUGAAAUGCCCAAGGACUCCUUCCACUGCCUGCAGGAUGACUGGAAACAUGAGAUCCAGGAGAUGUUUGACCAACUCAGGGCCAAAGAAAAGGAACUCCGCACCUGGGAGGAGGAACUGACGCGGGCAGCGCUCCAGCAGAAGAACCAGGAGGAGCUGCUGCGGCGGCGUGAGCAGGAGCUGGCCGAGCGGGAGAUCGACAUCCUGGAGCGGGAGCUCCACAUCAUCAUCCACCAGCUGUGCCAGGAGAAGCCCCGAGUGAAGAAACGCAAGGGCAAGUUCAGGAAGAGCCGGCUGAAGCUCAAGGAUGGCAACCGCAUCAGCCUGCCCUCUGAUUUCCAGCACAAGUUCACGGUGCAGGCCUCCCCCACCAUGGACAAAAGGAAAAGUCUUAUCAGCAGGCGCUCCAGUCCUCCCGCCAGCCCCACCAUCAUCCCUCGCCUUCGAGCCAUCCAGUUGACACCGGGCGAAAGCAGCAAGACCUGGGGCCGGAGCUCGGUUAUGCCAAAGGAGGAAGGGGAGGAGGAAGAGAAGAGGGCCCCCAAAAAGAAGGGACGGACGUGGGGGCCAGGGACGCUGGGUCAGAAAGAGCUUGCCUCAGGAGAUGAAGGAUCCCCCCAGAGACGUGAGAAAACUAAUGGCUUAAGUACCCCAUCAGAGUCUCCACAUUUCCACUUGGGCCUCAAAUCACUGGUAGACGGAUGCAAGCAGUGGUCGUCCAGUGCCCCCAACCUGGGGAAAGGCCCAAAGGGUAGCCCAGCCCUACCAGGGUUCACCAGCCUUAUGGAGAUGGCCUUGGAGCUUGCAUUUUCCUUUUGGAUCAUUCCUCAUGCACAAAAGGAUGAGGACAUCGAAGGCUUGCAGAGCACAGAGGGUCAUCUGCAGCAUUCACCCAACCAGUCCUACCUCUGUAUCCCAUUUCCUCGCGGCGAGGAUGGGGACGGCCCCUCCAGCGACGGAGGCCACGAGGAGCCCACCCCAGUGAACUCAGCCACCAGUACCCCUCAGCUGACCCCAACCAACAGCCUCAAGCGGGGCGGUGCUCACCACCGCCGCUGUGAGGUGGCCUUGCUUGGCUGUGCAGCUGUGCUUGCGGCCACAGGCCUCGGGUUCGACUUGCUGGAGGCUGGCAAGUGCCAGCUGCUUCCCCCGGAGGAACCCGAGCCACCAGCCCGGGAAGAGAAAAAGAGGCGUGAAGGCCUUUUUCAGCGGGCCGGCCGGCCCCGUCGGAGCACCAGUCCCCCAUCCCGGAAGCUCUUCAAGAAGGAGGAGCCCACACUGCUGCUGGGAGACCCCUCGGCCUCACUGACACUGCUUUCGCUCUCCUCCAUCUCCGAGUGCAACUCCACCCGCUCCCUGCUGCGCUCCGACAGCGACGAGAUCGUAGUGUAUGAGAUGCCAGUCAGCCCGGCUGAAGCCCCACCCGGGACCCCCUGCACCCACAACCCCCUGGUCAACGUGCGAGUGGAGCGCUUCAAGCAAGACCCUCACCAGUCCCUGACUCCCACCCACGUCACCCUCACGGCCCCUGCGCAGCCGAGCAGUCACCGGCGGACUCCCUCAGAUGGGGCCCUCAAGCCAGAGGCUGUCCUAGCCAGCAGGAGCCCAUCCCGCAAUGGCUUGGGCCCCAACCCCAACACAGGAAUGUUGAAAACCCCCAGUCCCAGUCGAGACCCCGGCGAAUUCCCCCGUCUCCCUGACCCCAGUGUGGUCUUUCCCCCAACCCCGAGGCGGUGGAGCUCCCAGCAGGACUCUACCUUGGAGAGACCCAAGACCCUGGACUUCCUGCCCCGGCCACGUCCUUCUGCCAACCGGCAGCGGCUGGACCCCUGGUGGUUUGUGUCCCCCAGUCAUGCCCGAAGCGCCUCUCCUGCCAACAGCUCCAGCACAGAGACACCCAGCAACCUGGACUCAUGCUUUGCUAGCAGCAGCAGCACUGUGGAGGAGCGGCCCGGAUUGCCAGCCCUGCUCCCCUUCCAGGCAGGGCCGUUGCCCCCAGGCGAGCGGACACUCCUGGACCUGGACGCAGAGGGGCAGAGUCAGGAUAGCACUGUGCCGCUGUGCAGAGCAGAGCUGAACACGCACAGGCCUGCCCCUUAUGAGAUCCAGCAAGAGUUCUGGUCUUAGCGCGAUGAGGGUGGGGGGGCAUGUGAUGUGGGAAGCCAGAGGCAAUGGGGGAAUUGGAGGCUACCGGGGGUGCUGGCUGCACAGCCCUUUGAAUCUUACUUCUUGCACUGUUAAUGCACUUUGAAGAUGGAAAGGGUGGAUACAGGGCCACUUCAGAGUUUCUGCCCCUGUAGGGGCUUUCUGCCCUUGCCUAGGAGAACAACUAUGGACAUGAGCUCUGGCUGUGUAGGGAAAGAUGGGGUGCCUAUGUGCACCUCCAACCCCCCACAGUCUUCCUCGCCUUGAGGGUGACCCUGAAGAGUCACCCAGCCAAAUCUGUCUGCUCCUCUUGCUCCUUGGUCGGUGGGAUGUGCCCAGAGCUGUCUAGGGCCCGCCUCAGCCCGGAGUCUAGCCGUCCCAGACUCUGGGGUUGGAUGUUCUGGGAUUGAUUUUGUCCUUUUUACCCUCUCCCCCAACACCCCUGAGUAGGAAUCUUGUCUGAUGUGAGUUCUAAGUUCCCUGUGUCUGUUGCAUUCUAGCUGAAAGGCUGAAGUGUGAGGACAUAUAGAUUGGCCCACCUGUCACUACCUACCAGCACUUCCAGGUGCCCCACCUGUUUGAGCCCACAGAUGGUAAGGGGAACUGCAGGGAAAGGAGGCAGUUGGGAAGAACACAGCCAAAGGCCAGGGGAGAAGGUAGGCAGAGUCCAUCCUUGUUCCUUUUGGAAACAUUCUGGAGCAGAAGGUGACACCUGUCAAAGGUAUCCAUCUAAUGAUACAAAGUCCAAACACAGUCAGAUCAAGUUCGGAUACAAACAUUUGCUCUUCCCAGAAGAGUUUCUUGGGAGAUUCACUGGUGCCUGCCUGAAGUCAGAGGCAAAGCUCCUGAAUUUAUCUGUUUUAUUGUCUGAUCACUGUUGUUUCAUUGCCUCCCCAUGGACUCCCCUCCAGUGUCUGGAAUGAGCAGGCUCUGGGUUGUGUUUGAUUGGUAGGUAUCUGUGCAGUGCACCACGAUAGUCUGUGAGGGUGGACCCUGGACACUGGGAGCUGGGACUGGAGGGGGACCUUCUUAGCCAGGAUGUCCUUGGAAGUAAAGAGCAUUCACAGGCUUCUCUGUAGCAGAGUGAUGCUGUGGUGAAUGCUCAGCAAGCCACUGAUGGGCACAGACCUCCAGCUCCCGAGUCUCCCAGCUGGAAACUGGCUGCAGAUGGCCUCCUGGCAUCUCUGCACAGACCGUGCUGCACUCUGGCCCAUCGACUGGGUAGGAAGGACCACAGAGGCUAACUGAGGCUUUGCUCGAAUUUUGGUUCCUUUACUUAAAUAUUGAGCAGUGGGAAUGAGAACGGGGUUAUAAAUAGAGUCCUCGGGAUCUGUCCCUCUUCCCUCCCUGUUGCUCUGUUGUCCUCCCAUGAAUUAUCUCCCAGAGACACUGAGCCCAGCUGCAGGUUCCUUGCAUUUGCGGCAUCAUCAGAUGCCAGGAUGGGGAGGGUGGUAGAGCUGACACAUGUGAUGGGUUUAGCCACUGCUGUUUGUAGGUGUGAUGGAUGCCUAAGAGGGUGACUUUGGUAUUGAGGUUUGUUCCUUGCUUUAUGAGCCUGAUGGCACUUUUUUUUCAAGGACUCUGCUGUGUCUCAGAUGGAGAGGCACUGGUGGUUUUGUUGCCCCAGGUUUUCUUACUGUAUUUCAUCUCUCUGCUGCUCUUUGGGAGGCAAACAUUUUUACCUCUAGACGUCUAUUCCUGGGAUAGGGGGGAGGGGAAAUGUGAGUUUUAUGAGCAAUUCCAGCCAGCCAAAUGAUUCUUCUUUCUUGAAUGACAUAAAGGGAUAAAUAGACUCUGUACCAUACCCUUUCCUGGGGCCCCCAAAACCCCAGGCUCUCAGCCACCAGCUGCUCUUCUAAACCCUUGGCUCCAUGAAGUGGCCCUCUGCCAGGGCACAGCCUAUAGCCUAAUCUAAACUGUGCUGGCUCUAGACCACGUUCUGUGCUAGGAAGCAGGGAUUGGUUUUUCUGCUCAUGUUUUUGUUGUAGUUCUUCCUGUUGUUCCUUUUCUCCAUUUUGCUUGGUUGCAACCAUCUUUUUUUUUUUUUUUUUUUUUUUUUUGGAAAUUGCAGUGUAGACAAAAGGAUGGCCACCUGACACUGAAUAAGAGGUGGCCUCUGGUUCUUCCCCACCCAGGGGAAAGAGCAGGUAUUGCUGCGGCUCUGCUUAGACAGUCAUUGUACCUGAAGGAAGCAAAGCAGGCUCAUUCUGAAGACGCCCGCUGAGCCUCUGCAAAACCAGCUUGAGGCUUCUAUGAGCCAGGCUGUGGAGGCCCCUGCCUGCCACAGUAUCUGGAGCAGGGCAGGAGAUGGGAUAAGGCUGCAACGGGCAAGUUGGAUUGAUUUCUGUACAGUCCUUUUCCCUUGCUUGGUGGUCAAGGACUAGAGCAUAUCCUAAAGCAGUGUUAGAAGUCAUUGAGUGGCAAUAGUGGGGCUUCCCUCAUCUGCUUCCUUCGCAUCCCUUGGGAGACAUUGUUCCUUCUGUCCUUAGUAAGAAUUCACCACUUGCAUGGUGGGGAUGGCAACAGAUUCUGUAUUGUCCUGCCACUGGUAGUCAACUUGACGACCCUCGGUUCGUUCCUUAGGGACCCCAGGCUGCUGCCAGUAGUUAUCCUUAUGUUUUCUCAUGGGACUUGUAACUUGGCAUCCUUGGCAUCUGCUAACAGCGAUGAUCAUCACAAACACAAUGUCUUAUGCUUGGGCAACUGAGGAGUGCCAAUUUUCUUCUUGCUCUUUGCUGAAUGGCACCACUUUCCUUCUGCCUUUGGUAAUACAUGCUGGUAUAAACGGGGUGAAUGCUCACCAAUGAAGAUUCAAGUGCAGGCACCGAGAGCCAAGGACUCUGUUCCCCAGAUUGCCUUUGCGGCAUGACCUUAGCCCCUCUCAGAUUUCCUGACUUGAGAUGCCACCAUCACAUGUUUCCCUCCCAAGGGCAAUGGCAGAAUGUGUCAGAGGAGCUCACCAAAGCACCGAUGGCUCCUGGCCAGCUGCUCGAGGAGGCUUCCUCCAUGCUCAUGGGAUGAGUAGCUCAAGCCAAAAGUGUGCUUCUCGCCCCUUGUGCCUUGAGGGAACUUUUUUGCUAGUCCUUCCUGUGGCUUCUGGGAAAGGAGGGACUGGAGCUGCCCUAGCGUGACUCAUGGGCCCCAGGGCCAGGCACGUGCUCAUGCUCUUUCAUCUAACUCCUCAGCAUCUGGUCAUGACAGGCAUCCCUCUGGCUGCCCCACCUCACCUGGCAUGUGUGUCGUAUGAAGUAAGAGGUUGGUGGCAGCUUGGAGAUGACUGACAGUCAGGCCAGUUUCUGGAAGCAUCUUUGGGACAGGGUCCACUUGCCUGUGGGGCAUGUGUCAUAGGGUGGGUCCUCACAAAGCUCCCUUUUCCACCACUACUCAGUGACAUAAGGAGACACCCUUGUACCUCCAUUCCUGACUUAGUCCACUUUGUCUCCACAGCCCCCACUUGGAACCCCUUCCCAUGCAAAGAAGACACCUCCUGAGGCAUGCUGAUUCUUUAAAACAGAUAGCAGUAGGGCAGGGAGGGCCUGAUGGCUGGUACUCUUCAGGGCUGAGAGAUGUGUCCAGACCGCCCCUCUGUGAAUACAGAAGCUUGACCUCUUCAUCAUUUGUUUCUUGGAGCCUGUGUCUUGGAGUCAGGUGCUUGUUGGGCUAAUCUGGAGGUCAGAAACAUCUGUUGCAUCUUAGAGAAUCUUAAAGGAACUGUGGCUACUCGCUGCUGUGGUGCCAGGUAGGUUCCUGCUGAGGGUUGUACCAGGGACGGUCAGUGUAGGGCAGAGAGAAAGCAGCCCCAGCACAGUGCCAGAAGUAUGGCUUUGCCAACAUCUCCCCGAAGCUGUGGACCCCAACUGUGGGCUGAAGAAAGUUCAGCCUUGCCCAUCUGGGGCUCCAAAUCCAGGUCUGACAAGCCUCACCUUGUGGCGGGCUGCCCUUUAGGGGGAGAGAGAAAGAGAGUGUGAGAGAGAGGUCAACAGUGUUUGAUGCCACCCAACCUAACCCGCCACCUGCCCCUCCUGUCUUCUGGGCCCUUGGUGACUUAGGUACUCAUCGCAAGCUGGCUCUCUUAAGCAAGUCAGCAUUCUCCCAGGUCAGAUCUCCAAAAGGAAUAAGUGUGUAUAUGAAAUGAUAGCCCAUUGCUGCUCAGCCCCCCUGGCUUUCCCUGGGCAGCGCUGCCUGGAAACUCACCAACAGUGCCACUGUUGGAAAGUGGGAGAUGGGAGCUGAUGAAGGCUGAUCCACAAGUUACCUCGUUAGCCUCAGAACCUCCCUCUUCGUCUGUGGAUGAAUUUUCCGUUCUGAUGAGCUGUACCCACUUCCCCAUCCAGGGUCCUGGAAGCUCAGGGGCUUCCUGCUGAGGGUCUGAAUGGGACAGUCACUCCUUGAGCCCAUAGGACUGGUUCUUCCCCAGUUUUGGUGCCUGUGGUUCCCUGUGUGCCCUGCUGGGAGCCUGCCUUGGGUCUAGAGCUGGGAGACAGAAAGCCCCCAGGUCUCCAGUCUUGUUUCUCUUGGAAAACAGUCCUGCUUCUCCCCUGACCCAUCUUCCCUCCAAAUUAGACCUUCCUGCCAGCUAACACCUGCCACCCACCUUCACCCAGCUAUGCGGCAGCCACUGGAUUUUUUUCCCCACAGAUUCUGAUUUGCUAAAAUAUGGCAUUGGCAUAUGAAUCUUACCUUGAUUACUGAUUGUUUCAGGUGCCUCUUGAAGUUUUGUCUCAUCCGCCUCAGCCCUGCCCAACCUGCCUGUCGCCUGGACCUGUGGAUAGGAUUUAGGUAUUGCUGUAAAGUCAGUUUUCUGUUUGGUCCCUACAAGCCCUUCUCCCCACUCCUGAAUGAGACAGUAGCACUGCAGGAGGGCCAUGUUUAAACCCUGGGCCUGUGACUAAGGGUGUCCUCCACUUGCCUUCUCCCAGCUCCUUUUUGGGUAUGGAUAGGGUAACUUCACAUGAUUUGUGGCAUUAAAGGAGAAGUCUGUUAUUUCUAAAAGUUUGUGGGAGAGCCAUGCAUGGUUUCCUCCUCAGCUGCCUUUCCUGGGAGGUCCUGCGUAGUGUUCCAAGGAAGGCAUGUGACAGUGGUAGAUCCAGUCCCUACAGAGCCCCAUCUGCAACCCCUUUGGAACAGGCAUGCCUUCUGGGAGGUGUGACCAGGUCUCUGCAUCCUCCCUGCCAGAUUUUAGGAGAGCUGGAGUGAGCGGAGGUGUUUUCAGUCCCUUACAUCCAUUGCAUUUUCCUGUAGUUUUUGACUCCCUGUCUCGAUCUUACUCUCAUCAUUGGCCUCCCAAAGCCAUGCUGGCCAUGGGGACUAGCAGUAGGAGACAUAAACUUCUGUGUGGGAGGCUGUACCUGGGUUGCUUCAGAAAGUCCCUGGAAAAUGAAAUGAGUGCAUUUAUUUCCUGCAAAAAAUGGUUUUUUUUUCAAAAGUAAGUCCAUGGGAAAAACUGCACAGGCUUCAAAAUAUUUGUAUGAAAAUAAGCAACUUUUAAUUCUUUUAAGUGUUUUCCUGUUUGAACACAGUGAUGGAGAAAGGUUUUUCCAUUGCUGACUCACUUCCUAAAUGUCCAUAGUAACCAGGGCUGGGCCAGACUGAAAUCAGGAGUCCAGGAUUCCAUUAGGAUCUCUUACCUGGGUGUCAGGGGCCCAAGUAUUUCCAUAAUGAUCUCCUGUAUUCCAGGAAGCAUUAGCCAAGAGGCUAGAUCAGGAGUGCCGCAACCUGGACCAAGUCCAAUACUGAUAAUGGAUGCUGGUGUGUCACGGCCCAUUGCAUUGCCCCUUUUAAAUCUGUCUUCCCAUGAGCUUCUUGAAGCAUCCAUGUCUGUCUUCGGACUCUGCAAUGGCCCCGGGGGGCUGGGUAUCACCUCAUCUAGGGAUGUGGUGGCUGAGCCCCAGUGGCUGUGUGCGCUGCCGAGGGUCACAGGACAGGAAAUCUGUUUUCCAGAGUCCUCCUCUUUCCUCUGAGUGUGUUUUGGGACCACUGCUCAGAAGAUAUAAUUAUCUGAGCGUGGGUCCACUGCAGCCCUGAGGUCACCCUAUGUCCCAGGCUAUGUGUGCCUUGGCUCAGUCAUCAUUGCCCAGGCCUGUGCCUGGACCUGGAGCCGCCCCAGGGCUCUGCUCACUUCCUGUCUGCUUCUGACUACUUUCCCAUGAUUCUUCAGGGAUUUGUUGCACAUGGGGCUUGAAAGGGGUCACUCCUGUAGCCCAUGUGUAUCUCCUGUGACAGCUUCGCCCUCUGUGCCCAGAUCCAUCGAGCUUGGAAGCCUCAGCCUAGCUCACGAUGCCUCGGACACUUGAAAUGGCUCUAGCCCUUUCGUCGUAGUUGGCUGCAGGCCCUUGGUACCUGGUUGUCAUAAGGAAAAAAGGGGAGGUAACUUGUUCACUGUCUCCUGUGACUUCCUGCACUAACCUUCCUGCACAGUCACCAAACACACACACUCAGCUAUCUAGGCUAAGCCUGCAUCUUGUAGAAGAUGGAGGGACGGAGUUGGAGAUGGGUUUUACUGAGUUUCAGAAAAGCUUUCUUUGGAAUGUCAGACCUUAGAGUUCAGGUAGAGUUCCCCGGAGUGUGUGCUUUGUUCCUCUGUAAUUAGCUGUCCGUUUUCCGCCCCUGGCUGUUCUCUGCUUCCCUGUCUUGUUCCCCUGCGUCUUUGAAUUCCCACGUUGCCUUGGGGUUUAAGUUAUUGUCUGUUGUCCACUAUUUAAAGAUGGAAAGUCCCAAAGGAAGCUCCUCAGGUUCUUUCCUUUGGCUUUUUUUUUUUUUCUUUCAAGGUACUGUAAAUUGUUAACUAGGGGUGCCAAGCAGGCUUGGUUCGAUGGUUAAACCUACUGUUGUAUUACAGUGGAAUGCUGAUCUCAGCCUGGUCCUGGCACCAGAGCACACAGAGACUUGAAUAAACUGUUACCACAAUGACGUCUGCUGUACUGGGGUUUGUUCCCUCCUUUCCUUUUGGGUUGAACUUGAUGUCCGAGAAUCUGGACUGUCUGCAGGGAAUUUUCAUAUGUAAGGGAACCAAAGAGACAGGUGUGCUGUGGGACAGAGGGGGGACUGUUGCCGAGCCCCCAGCUGGACCUCAGCAGUGUUUGUGCAC